This is a messenger RNA of Cicer arietinum (chickpea), 786 nucleotides long. NCBI's taxonomy places the organism in Eukaryota, Viridiplantae, Streptophyta, Magnoliopsida, Fabales, Fabaceae. The record is from RefSeq and is a predicted model, not a curated record.
AUGCCACCCAAGACUAGGAAUCCUACUAUAAGGGAAAUUGUUGACGAAUCAAUUUCUCAAGCUCAAGGUGUUCGUCAACGAGGUCGUGUUUCAGUUCGUGCUCAAAACAGGCGUAGAGCUAGUGUUGGCGGACAUGGUUUGAAUGCUGAUGUUGAGGAGGGUGAUCAAAGGCAUGAAAAUGUCAAUGGUCAACAAGAGAUUGGACAAGUUGAGCGUCAGACAACUGCUGCAACGAGGGGUAUUGAGGUUACUUUACCAGACUUCAUGAAGCUUAAACCCCCUACUUUUUCUGGGUCUAGUGCAACUGAGGAUCCACAACAAUUCAUUGACAUUCUAGAGCGGCUUUGGAGAGCAUUGGGUUGUUCCGAAGUAAGAGCAGUAGAACUGACAUCAUUUCAACUAAUAGGCGUGGCUCGUGAUUGGUUUGAUAUAGUGUCACAUGGUAGACAAGUGGGGUCACCUCCGUUAGCAUGGAGAGAGUUUUCUCAGUUGUUCAUGGCUCGUUUUCUUCCGGAGAGUGUUAGAGAUGGAUUAGCUCAUGAGUUUGAGCGAUUGGAGCAAACAGAGAGUAUGACAGUCUCAGAGUACAGUGCUCGUUUUACACAGCUCUCUAGACAUGCUCCUUAUCCUAUCGUUUUGAGUUUGGCUCUUUUGAUUGAGCAACGACAGAAGGAAAAAGGAGGCAAUAGACAAGAUUCACAUAAGAAGCAAAGGAUUGAAGGAUCUUACAGUAACUAUUCAAACCGCGGUGGUGGAUCUAUGUUUGGUUAUCAGGGGCAACAAUGA